AUGGGCAACCUCUGCUCAAAUUGGACCACUGCUGGAGCUCUACAAGUUUCCACAGUGAAUGAGGUCAUUAAAAGUGGGAGCAGCAAGCGUCUCCUUCUGUUGCAUCUGGCUGUUGCUACUCUUCAGGUCUGGUACUGGGGUGUGUCAACACCCUUCCUCAUGCUGCUUCCAACUUCCUUUUCAUUUCAGGUUACUUCCGGUUCUUUUGAUCCUAGGCUUAGAGACACUGCCCAGUUUCCUUCUCUCUAUCAGGUAGCUCAAAAGGACACAUCGCUGGCCCUUGCCAUGGUCUCCUUGAUGAUUCAUUUCAGGUGGACCUGGGUGGAACUUCUCAUUACAGAAGGUCAGAAAAGUCUUCAGUUUCUCUCAGAUAUAAAAGCAGAGAUGGACAGGAAUGGCGUCUGUGUUGGAUUUCUACAAAUGAUCUCAAAUCCUCUUAUGUCAUAUGUCUCAAAUAUGCAGCACAAAAAUAGCCUGAUCAAGGAACCAAUGUCAGUAAAUGUGGUUAUUAUUUACUAUGAUAGUGACGGUCUAAAUGAAGUCGAUGUUGAUAUCCGGCAAUAUUUAGUGACUUGGGGAGUCUGGGUGACAAACUCCCAAUGGCAUGCUGACAUGGCUGGGAGAAAUUUCAUCCUUGACUCAUUCCACGGGACUCUUAUUGUUUCACAGCACCAUGAGGAGAUUCCUGGUUUCAAAAAUUUUGUCCAGACAGCUAAUCCUCCCAAAUACCCAGAAGACACUUACCUCACUAUGUACUGGUUCCAGACUUUCCAUUGCUCUUUCUCUGACUCUGAUUGCGAACUGAAGGACUGUGCACCCAGUGCCUCUUUGGUGCAGCUGCCUGUGAAUCGUUUUGACACAGCCAUGAGUGACGGGAGUUACAAUAUAUACAAUGCUGUGUAUGCUGUGGCCUACGCCCUCCAUGCGAUGCUUCUACAGCAAGGACAAAGGGCACUCGUGGAAACCAGAGAAGCAAUGGUGUUUGCCCCCUGGCAGACUCCCCGCUGGGUGUGCAGUGAGAGCUGCAAUCCUGGACUUAGAAAAAGCCCUCGGGAGGGAAAGGCUGCCUGCUGUUUUGAUGCACCCGUUGCCCAGAGAACAAAAUCGCCAAUGACACAGGCACAGGCUCUUCAGGCUCCUACAGCCCACAUGUUCCCCUGGGGAGCCCCGCUGCUAUCAGUCACCAGCUGUGUGUCCUCAUGCCAGUCUCUUAACCUCUCUGUGUCACAUUUUCCCCACCUCCAAGAUGCUGGUAGUAAGAGAUCUCGAGAUGAUCACGAGGUCUCACACCGAGCCGUGCACAUUCACAGGAUCACUCAUCUACCCACGCACACAUCUACUCUCACAUACUCACCACAGCAGACCCCCGCCCGGACAGAGAAGAAAUGGACCAGAAGCACAGCCAGUGACCGCAGCGGCAGAGACAGAGAUCACGGCGAGCCUGAGCUUGCCAAAUGA
Chinchilla lanigera (long-tailed chinchilla) is the source of this 1458-nucleotide messenger RNA. RefSeq names its product vomeronasal type-2 receptor 116-like. Gene Ontology annotation, cellular component: membrane. NCBI's taxonomy places the organism in Eukaryota, Metazoa, Chordata, Mammalia, Rodentia, Chinchillidae. Gene Ontology annotation, molecular function: G protein-coupled receptor activity. The transcript has 5 exons. The record is from RefSeq and is a predicted model, not a curated record. Gene Ontology annotation, biological process: G protein-coupled receptor signaling pathway. Bases 1 to 1458 code for a protein of 485 amino acids.